Messenger RNA from Cladocopium goreaui, 1154 nucleotides. The record is from the annotation of a GenBank genome assembly. NCBI's taxonomy places the organism in Eukaryota, Dinophyceae, Suessiales, Symbiodiniaceae.
UUUUUUUCAUCGGCAGAAUCCAGGGUGCAAAUCAAAGGCUCAACUCGCCAUGGAGGAAAGUAGGUGGACCUUGUCUUCCAUGCUGAGCUGGAUUGCACUGAGCUCUUGUUCAUGUGAUACCACAACUGUAGGUACAACCAAUGAUGCGGAACUUCGAACCACGACCACACCGAUGCCCGAGGUGCACCCUGCGAUCAAGACCAUUGAGGCAGUUGAGGUGGACGAAGAGAUACGUAUCACUGUGAUGCUGUUCUGCGGUCGCGCCUUAAUUUUGCAGGCCACAACCUUGCAGACUGUGGCGGACCUCAAGAGUGACAUCCAGAAAAAGGAACAGAUCCCAGUGCAGGAACAACUCCUGAUCUUCAAUGAACUGACAUUGAAGAACACGUGCAGACUUCGGGACUAUGGCAUUAGCCAUGAUUCUUCGCUGAAUUUGGUGCGUGUCAUGGCAUUGGACCUGAAGAUCAUGGGUGCUGGGAGCAGGAAGUGGAACCUCCGAUUGCAGCCUCAGGACACCGUGGAGGAGAUAAAGACUUUCAUGACCCAGAAGGUGGACAUUGCAGCAGAACAGAUGCUCUUCGUUUGCAGAGGAGUUACGUUGGAGGAGGGCCGCACCUUGCAGGAACUGGGUGUGCAAUCAGGGGACAUGGUGGCCUUGAUUCUUCGGCUCAAGGGUUGCGGGCAAUUCAUUGUGGAAACAGAUGCAGGAGAUACCUUCAGGGUUGACGGUGCAUGUGCGGACAGAACUGUGGCCGACGUGAAGACUGCCAUUCAAGACAGAACAGGUAUGUUGCCCAACGAGCAGCAGCUGAGCUAUGGAAAAAUGGUCCUGCAAGAUAGCCAGACCUUGGAACACUAUGGCAUCAAGAAGGAGUGCACGAUUCAUCUUGCUCGGCGCACUGCCAAGGAUGGGUGUCGCGAAAACUGCUGCCUUUGCUGCUGAUGUUUUCAACGACCUGCUUGAGGUCUGGCAAAAUUGAUCGAAGCAUAUCGAAGCAAAUUAAGAAACAGCAUAGCUUCCAGUGCAAACCACUUUGUCCUGGAUACUCUGACUUGCUUUGGGGUCAAUGAUAAGAUCGAGCUGGAGAAUUCGGUGACGGAAUAUAUAAAAUGCAUGGGAAGCACCAGUUGCAGUGAUUAAACAUGAAAUCCCU